Molecule: messenger RNA, 1844 nt
Organism: Culicoides brevitarsis
Lineage: Eukaryota; Metazoa; Arthropoda; Insecta; Diptera; Ceratopogonidae
Gene: ScsbetaA
Product: succinate--CoA ligase [ADP-forming] subunit beta, mitochondrial
Exons: 8
Coding region: 115-1464 (449 amino acids)
Biological process (GO): succinyl-CoA metabolic process; tricarboxylic acid cycle
Cellular component (GO): succinate-CoA ligase complex; mitochondrion
Molecular function (GO): metal ion binding; ATP binding; succinate-CoA ligase (ADP-forming) activity
Source: RefSeq, a predicted model, not a curated record
UUGACAUUUCGCUUUGUCAAAAAUCAAAAUCAACUCAAAGCGAAAGCAAAAAAGACGAAAAACUCCCCGAAGCUCGUCGAAAAAAACUCAAAUAACUCGUAGAAAAAAACCACAAUGUCCUCCUUAUUGACGAAAUUCGGAACAGGCAUCCGCCUCGCGAGCCAAUGUUCUCCAAAGAUUUUGGGAGCUGCAAGCACCGUGCGUCACUUGAACGUUCAGGAACACAUCAGUUACAGCUUGUUGAAUGAAGCGGGAAUCCCGACACCAAAAUUCGGCGUUGCAGCAUCUGGCGCGGAAGCAGAAAAGAUCGCGAAUGACUUGAAAACGAAAAAUCUCAUCUUGAAGGCUCAAGUUUUGGCAGGAGGUCGAGGCAAAGGUCAUUUCAAGAACGGAUUGAAAGGCGGCGUGCGAGUUAUUAACAAUGCUCAAGAAGCCAAAGAAAUCGCCUCAAAAAUGGUCGGUCAACUGUUAGUGACGAAACAAACAGGCGCCGGAGGUCGUAUUUGCAACAAGGUUAUGGUAGCUGAACGUAAAUUCCCUCGUCGUGAAUUCUAUUUCGCUGUGAUGAUGGAACGUGCCUUCAAUGGACCCGUUGUUAUUGCGUCGUCACAAGGCGGAGUGAAUAUCGAGGAAGUUGCUGCGGAAAACCCGGAGGCGAUUGUCUACGAGCCAAUUGACAUUGCGAAGGGAUUGACGAAAGAACAAGCUGCAAAAGUGACAAAAGCUGUUGGCUUGGACGAUCAUUUGGAUGACACGGUGAAAAUGUUACUCAACUUGUACGAUUUGUUCGUCAAGAAAGACGCCCUUUUGGUAGAAAUUAACCCGUAUGCUGAGGAUGCUAACGAAACACAGGGAACGCAGUACUUUGCGUUGGAUGCAAAGAUGCGUUUUGACGACAACGCCGAGUUCAGACAAAAGGAUCUCUUUGCGUUGCGUGAUUGGUCUCAGGAGAAUAUGCAAGAAGUUGAGGCAGCGAAAUUCGAUCUUAACUACAUCGCGUUAGAUGGAUCCAUUGGAUGCAUGGUUAAUGGCGCAGGUUUGGCUAUGGCUACCAUGGACAUCAUCAAAUUGCACGGAGGAGAUCCAGCAAACUUCUUGGAUGUUGGCGGCGGCGCAACAGUUGAUGCUGUACGCGAAGCAUUUAAAAUCAUUACUGCUGAUCCCAAAGUGCACGCUAUUUUGGUCAACAUUUUCGGAGGUAUUAUGCGUUGCGACGUCAUUGCCGAAGGUAUUAUUGCCGCAGCGAAAGAGCUCAACAUCAAGAUGCCUAUCAUCGUUCGACUUCAAGGCACCAACGUCAACGAAGCCAAGGAACUUAUCAAGAAAUCCGAGUUACGAAUCUUACCGAAAGACGAUUUAGAUGAAGCUGCCAUGUUAUCCGUUCACUUGGCGCAAAUUGUUCACCUCGCUCGCGAAGCUCGUUUGGAUGUUAGCUUCGAAAUUCCCCCAGAAUACCAUAUCUAAGUGGUUUCUGUAAGGUCGUAAAUCUAAAUAAUAACAAAAUUUAUUUAUUGUCUACACACUUUUUGAUUCUACAAAGUAUGAAUUUGAAUUGUUUUGUGUUCGAAAUUAAAUUAUUAAACUUAAAAAAAAACAAACUUCUGGAUGUAAAAAAUAAAAAGUUAACUUUUUCAUACUCACAAAGUUCAAAAAUAAAAGUAAAUAAAUUGCACCAACAGAUGUGUCGAUGUUCCCAUGAUCAAAAAAAAAUAUUUUAAACAAAAAAAUUAAGAAUAAAAAAAUAAAUAGCUUGACUCCGUAACAAAAAUUAAAAAAUAAUGAAGGAAAAAUGUAUUAAUAGCAAAAUUAUGCAAAAUAAAUAAAGAAAUCUUGUUUUAAUCGCA